AUGUCUGCUAUCUUUGGGGAAGAAGGAGAGGCACCAACAGGAAUGCCAUGGUGGGAUGGUGAACAUGCAGCCUUUGGCUGGACAAUAUCUGCAGUUGCUAGAAUCCGUAAUGCCCUGGCUUAUGCGACCCACACAUUCUUCCAGCAGCAUGGGUUUCUGUAUGUGCACACUCCAAUUAUUACCACUAGUGAUUGUGAGGGUGCUGGAGAGAUGUUUCAAGUCACAACUUUGUUAAGUGAUGCUGAAAAACUUGAGAAAGAACUUAAAGAGAAUCCCCCUCCAUCAGAAGCUGACAUUGAAGCUGCUGAGCUUACUGAGAGGGAGAAAGGAGAGGCUGUUACUCAACUAAAAUCUGCUAAAGCAACUAAGGGGGAAAUUAGUGCUGCUGUUGUUGAGCUUACUAAGGCUAAAGAGAAUGUAUCAAAGCUGGAAGAGAGAUUUUCACUGGGAGACAGAGUAAGGCAUAGCGCUGGUAUCCCUAAAAAGAAUGAGAAAGUUGACUACUCCCAGGAUUUCUUUGCUCGCCAAGCUUUUUUGACAGUUUCUGGACAACUACAAGUUGAAACUUUUGCAUGUGCACUUAGUAGUGUCUAUACAUUUGGACCAACCUUUCGUGCUGAACACUCGCACACUUCAAGGCAUUUGGCGGAAUUCUGGAUGGUGGAGCCAGAAAUAGCAUUUGCAGAUAUCCAGGAUGAUAUGAAGUGUGCAGAGGCAUAUGUGAAAUUUCUGUGUCAGUGGUUACUUGACAACUGCCUUGAUGAUAUGGAAUUUAUGGCUAAGAACAUUGACCCAACUGCCAUUGAACGACUUAAAAUGGUUGCCUCAACUGACUUCGUCAAAAUUACAUACACAGAAGCUGUCAGCAUUCUCGAGGAAGCAGCUAAAGAGAAGAAAUUUGAGAAUAAAGUGGAAUGGGGAAUUGAUUUAGCAUCUGAACAUGAAAGAUACCUGACCGAAGAAAAAUUCAAAAAACCUGUAAUUGUAUAUAACUACCCAAAAGGGAUUAAAGCAUUCUAUAUGAAGGUCAAUGAGGAUAACAAGACCGUUGCUGCCAUGGAUGUACUUGUACCAAAGGUUGGAGAACUAAUUGGAGGAAGCCAGAGAGAAGAGGAUUAUGAGGUCAUUAAAGACAGGAUAUUGGAGAUGGGCCUGCCCCUUGAACCAUAUGAGUGGUACCUUGACCUGCGGCGCUAUGGGACUGUAAUGCAUAGUGGGUUUGGUUUAGGCUUUGAACGAAUGAUUCUUUUUGCUACUGGGAUCGACAACAUCAGAGAUGUUAUACCCUUUCCCCGAUAUCCUGGUAGAGCAGAUCUUUGAAUACAGACUUACAUAGUUGCUGGGAUUUUAGUGUGAGUAAUGGGCUUUCAACCCUACAAUAUUGUUGCCAUUUAUUAAAAACUUAAUUACAGCAACUGCACAAUUUUCUUGUGAUGCUAUUACCAAAGUUGUUCAAACAAGAACUCCGUUUAUCGUGUUGAUUUUUGGUCAUUGCAUCUGAUUGGCUGGCUAUUCUUGUCGGUUGUCAUAGGCAUUACAUAAUUCAUUUGUUUGUUG
Messenger RNA from Ilex paraguariensis (yerba mate), 1557 nucleotides. Lineage: Eukaryota; Viridiplantae; Streptophyta; Magnoliopsida; Aquifoliales; Aquifoliaceae. The record is from the annotation of a GenBank genome assembly.